AUGGCCGGGCUUGUGGGAUAUGCAAGCUCUGAUGAUGAAGGAGAAAAUGAAAAGCCUCAAUUGCAACAGGAGACUGCUCAGGUCGCCGCACAGGCAGCAGCUCCUGAUGCCAUUGAGGCUGAAAAGGAUGAGCCUCGAAUAAGUGAACACUCUCGAUCAGAACCUCUACAGGUCAAUGAGGCACGGCAUUCUAAAGCUGAAUCAGAAGCACUGGAGGAAUCUUCAUCUUUACCGAAACACGACUCCGGUCACCAGCCACCACCACCUACUAUCGGCCCCGUGCUCCAGAGUGCUGUUCCUCUGGGUCCAUCUCUUCCAUCCACCGACGCCUCUAUCAUAAACACCCUCCUAGACCCGGAUGAAUCCCAGGAACCGCCUACAUCUCCAUAUUCAUCAAACCGUGCUUUAAUACACGACCUCACUCUCCCCUCCGUACCUAAUCUUGAUAUCCCACCUUCGCCACCAGGCUCUCCUCCGGCAGGGGCCAACAAGAAAGUUGAUCAGUUUUUGCAACUCAAGAAGAAAGGCGUACACUUUAAUUCUAAACUUGAGCAGUCUACCGCAUUAAGAAAUCCGUCAUUAAUGGAUAAAUUGCUGGACUUUGUCGGUAUUGACGAAGUGGGCCAGUACGAGACGACACUCCCAAAAGAGUUGUGGGAUCCAAGAGGAUUUCCGGAAUGGGCGUUUAGAGACAAGUUAAGCAAGAGCAGGGAAAAGAUUGCCAAAGAGAAAGAGGCAGAUAGGGCUGCUGUUGGUCGAACAGCCAUCGACUUUGUCCAGUCAAAUUCAUCAUCGAGCGGAGCUGCCACUACUGGUGUAUCAGGAGGGCUAAACAGCAGGGGCGAGAAACGAAAAGGGGGCUGGAAAUAA
Trichoderma asperellum CBS 433.97 is the source of this 870-nucleotide messenger RNA. NCBI's taxonomy places the organism in Eukaryota, Fungi, Ascomycota, Sordariomycetes, Hypocreales, Hypocreaceae. The record is from RefSeq and is a predicted model, not a curated record.